This is a messenger RNA of Cavia porcellus (domestic guinea pig), 10519 nucleotides long. It is a transcript of the gene Plxdc2, whose product is annotated as plexin domain containing 2. The transcript is spliced from 14 exons. Bases 70 to 1653 code for a protein of 527 amino acids. The record is from RefSeq and is a predicted model, not a curated record. Lineage: Eukaryota; Metazoa; Chordata; Mammalia; Rodentia; Caviidae.
AGCCCCACCGAGAGCCCAGGACGCCGGGGAAGGACUGGCAGGACGCAGGAGGGAGGUCGCGGUACAGGCAUGGCGAGGUUUCCGAGGGCCGACCUGGCCGCCGCAGGAGUUGUGUUACUUUGCCACUUUUUAACCGACGGGUUUCAGUUCGCCGAAGGGAAGCACGGAAACCGAGUUCAAGAUUGGAGGUAUGAAGUGGCUCAGGCUUUCCCUCCAACAGAAGAGGUGGAAGUGGAUUCACACAUGUACAGCCACAGAUGGAAAAGGAGUUUGGAGGCUCUCAAGGCAGUGGACUCAAAUCGAGCCAGCUUGGGCCAAGACUCUCCAGAUCCCAGAGGCUUCACUGACCUGGUUCUGGAUGAUGGGCAAGACAACGCCACCCAGAUUGAGGAGGAUACAGAUCACAAUUACUACAUUUCUCGGAUAUAUGGUCCAUCUGAUGCUGCCAGCCGUGAUUUGUGGGUGAAUAUUGACCAAAUGGAAAAAGACAAAGUGAAGAUUCAUGGGAUACUCUCUAAUACUCAUCGGCAAGCUGCAAGAGUGAAUCUGUCCUUCGAUUUUCCAUUUUAUGGCCAUUUCCUACGUGAAAUCACUGUGGCAACUGGGGGUUUUAUAUACACUGGAGAAGUUGUGCAUCGAAUGCUAACAGCCACACAGUACAUCGCACCUCUAAUGGCAAAUUUUGAUCCCAGCGUAUCCAGAAAUUCAACAGUCAGGUAUUUUGAUAAUGGCACAGCCCUGGUUGUCCAGUGGGACCAUGUGCAUCUCCAGGAUAAUUACAACCUGGGAAGCUUCACGUUCCAGGCAACUCUUCUUAUCGAUGGACGCAUCAUCUUCGGAUACAAAGAAAUUCCUGUGUUAGUCACAGAGAUAAGUUCAACCAAUCAUCCAGUGAAAGUGGGGCUGUCUGAUGCAUUUGUCGUUGUUCACAGGAUCCAACAAAUUCCCAAUGUUCGAAGAAGAACAAUUUAUGAAUAUCACCGAGUAGAGCUACAGAUGUCAAAAAUCACCAACAUUUCAGCUGUGGAGAUGACCCCAUUACCUACUUGUCUCCAGUUCAACAGUUGUGGCCCUUGUGUGUCCUCUCAGAUUGGCUUCAACUGCAGCUGGUGUAGUAAACUUCAAAGAUGUUCCAGUGGAUUUGAUCGCCAUCGGCAGGAUUGGGUGGACAGUGGAUGCCCUGAAGAGUCAAAGGAGAAGAUGUGUGAGAACACAGAGUCAGUGGAAACGUCUCAAACCACCACAACCAUCCAUACGACCACCACGCAACUCAGGGUCCUAACCACCACCAGGAGAGCAGCAACAGCCCAGCUACCCACCAGUCUGCCCACAGAAGAUGAUACCAAGAUAGCACUACAUCUAAAAGAUAAUGGAGCCUCAACAGAUGACAGUGCAGCUGAGAAGAAAGGAGGGGCCCUUCAUGCUGGCCUCAUUGUUGGAAUCCUCAUCCUGGUGCUCAUUGUAGCAGCAGCCAUCCUGGUAACAGUCUACAUGUAUCACCAUCCAACGUCAGCAGCCAGCAUCUUCUUCAUUGAGAGACGUCCAAGCAGAUGGCCUGCAAUGAAGUUUCGAAGAGGUUCUGGACACCCUGCCUAUGCUGAAGUUGAGCCAGUUGGAGAAAAAGAAGGUUUUAUUGUAUCAGAGCAGUGCUAAAAUUUCUAGGACAGAAUAGCACCAGUACUGGCUUACAGGUGUUAAGACUAAAAUUUUACCUAUAUCUUUAAGACACACACACACACACACACACACACACACGAGCCCCAAGCUGCUGUAGCCUGAAGAAGACAAGAUUUCUGGACAAGCCCAGUUCUGGAAGGGUAAAAGAAAAACUAAAACUUAUGCAAGAUGCCAUUUACACUGAACAUAGAAUUCCCUAGCAGAAUGGCAUCUGUAGUUCACUCGGAACAUUUCCUGUGGACUUACCAGAAGUGUGACAAGAUUGCAGUGCUUUUUGGCUUAGGUGCAGGGUUGCAAAGGGAUUGAGGAAAAAUAGAAUAAUAAUAAAGCUGUAGUUCACAAGGGAUCUAUAACUUUGGUUCAAAUGUUCUUAUCUGAUGUCUCAAAGAUAUCUGUGUUCCCAAGCUGGAAUUCUUUUCCUUGAAAGAACAGUGAUGAAUGUUUCCUGUGUGCUGAGAACUAUAGCUCAUGUGGAGGCAAAUCAAACACAAAUGAGAAAUUUUCUAUCUUUUCCAAACAAACGUGUGGCAAAAAGAUUUUGUUUUUCUGCUUUCGGUCCAUCUAUUCUGCCAAAUUCAUUACUUUAUGGGCUGAACCCUUCCUCUGUACAUGAAGUUCAAACUAUGCCUGCCUCUUCCUUGGCAAUGAAUGCCUUUUCUAUGAGCUGUGACAUUUCCUCACUUUUAGCUAAGAAUUGGGAAGGGGGGAGUAUUAAAUGAGGCUUUCUGUUCCCCUGCCUCAGAAAAAAGCCUGUACAUGGUUUUAGGAGGCAUUGCUUCCAUUUCCCAAGUGGGACGUCCGUGAAGUCACAGUUGCUCUUGGCUGAUGGAAACAAGCAGAACUAAUACAAAGAAUUUCUUGAUCAUUUUUUGAGACAAAAUGGUAAGGGAUUUUCAUACAGGGUUUCUGAAUUUUUUGCCAUUUCAGUAUGAAAAGCCCAUUUCAUUGAUGGUUCCUAAGAAGCCAUUCGAGUCAAUCUGUCCCUGGUGAUAAAACAAUGGAAGAACCCUGCGGAAUCAUACAGUAAUUUUCUUUAAAGCACAUAGUAGUUACAUAAAUCUCUAUAUAUAUAAAUAUAUUUUUGUUUAUAACUAACACAAGGCAGGCUCUUGUGACUCUAAGAGUGCAUUUUGUCAUCAACACAAAACAAAUGCAAGAUGCAUCGCUGCGUUACUUCCAGAGUUGUAAAAUAAUCUUUAAUAUUAGAAUAUUUUUAUGUCACUUGGCAAAAGUGGUUAAAUUCAUUGCAGUCCCAUCAUUUUCCUACUUAUCUGACCCACUCCUUCAUUGAUAUCAACCCUUCCCUCACUGCCUAAAUGAAGUGGGCACAAAAAACUCCCUAGAUGGAGCUGCCAUUCAUCCCAUAAUCACAACCUAGAUUUUGAAAAUUCCCCAUGAGUAAAGAAAGGAAAGGCAUUGUUUGAGGAGGAAAGUAGUUAACAUGUGUCCUGAGUUCCUAAAGUUUAAAUUCUGGUACCAUGUGUACAAUUUCAUCAACAUCUUCACCCAUGGAACUUCUCUGUUCCGCAGAACAUGGCACACCAUGUUGGUUCUUGUAAGAUACAGUGUUCAACAUUUGCAGAUUCAGGUCUCAAAACACAGUCAUGUUCCCAAAAUAGUAUUUCACUAACAGCUUGGCAUCUGUGCACAAUGUCUGCAUUGGACGGCAUCAAUCCGCUAACAAAAGCAUCACACUUGUUCGUUACGGUGGCCUGACAUAAACAAUGCUGUUUUCUGUCGACAUAUAUUUUGCUUUACAUUUUUAAGUAUCUGAUGAGAAUGAUAAUUUUUCUAAACUGCUUAGUUAAUAAUGCCAAAAAGAAAAUGGAAAAGCAAAGUGAUUUAAGGAUGUAAUGACAAUCUCUCUGCCAUAGCUAUGUUCAGUUUAUAUGAAACAUCCCAACUUAUUCUUUGGAGUAGGUUUGGUCAGAUAGCAAUAGCCAAUGACUUGCCAAUGUAACUGGUGCAACUGGUAUUGUAAACAUACUUAAGGAACAUAUAGACAACUUCCUCUUAGGAUAAGAUGAUGCUUAUUUUGUGAGCUUUUGUGGUAGGUGUGGCUUCCAACAGCAGUGGAUUGACAUUUAUAUAAAUAUCUUGCCUCAGUGUCUCACUCACUCCUUGCGUAUUUCAAAUAUUAACAUUAUCCUCACACUUUUCAGAGCUUAUCUUUCAUGUUAAAUUCAAAAGAACUGAUAAUUCUGUACAGCGAAUAAAAUUCUGAAUUGUUGAAUGAACCAAAGCAUCAAUUAACAGGGAAAAAUUCAAAGUACAAAGGCUCAUAAUGUAUGGAAACUUCCUAGGAGAACUAAAAGUUAAAGACAAUGAGAAGUCUCUGUUGCCUAUGAGUCCUCUAAGUAACAAGGAGAAAUGUUGGCUGAAUCCCUCCUCUUACAAGACUGUCAUUCUAUUUUUCACUGAAUUUGUUAUUCUAGUUUUUUCUUGGUGCUCAUUUCUAGAAAAGAAGGACAAACACAGUUUCUGGAAAUUUCAUAGUGGAUAACACAGUUUUGAAACAUGUAUAUGUAUAUGGUAUGUAUAUGUACGUAUAUAGUAUUAGAGAGAAUUAUGUGCACAUCACUCAAUAGGCCACGAACAUAGAGAGAGAAUAAUAACAAUUUAAACAUAAGAACAACAAAGGAACAUAACAGGCUUACCUGGAGAAGUCAGGUAAGUGGUGCUACAGAGGAAUUUAGUUGUUUCAUCCUAAUUUGUAAAAAUAAUCAGUGAUUAGAUAAAGUUAUUCAAAAUCAAGAAAAAUAUCAGAAGCCAACAAGAUGACAUUUGUCUUAAUGUUGGUUUGUUAUGAAGGGUUUGGACCUUCGGAUAUACUAACAAAUAGAAAAAUAAAUAGUAAAGCAUCACUGACCACAAUUAUUAAUUUUAUCUAGAUCUGUGUUAUCCAAUAUUGUACCUAUUAGCCACAUAUAGCUAGUAAUAUUGAAAUUAAAUACAAUUUGCAGUUUAGUUUUUCAGCCAUACCAGCCACAUUUCAAAUAAGCAAUAGUCUCAAAUGGCUGAUGAUUACUAAGUUGGUUGAACGACACAAAACCCUUCUAUCACGGCAGGGAAUUCAUUUGGAAUGUAUUAUAGAAAUGUUCCCUUUAGUUCUCUGUCCUUGACAAAGUAAGAGGCUGUAAGAGAAAGAAUUCUGUAGCUCACGUAUGUGCCCAAGCAUUUAUUUAUCUUAGAGAGACCAUAUAGUGUAUUGAAAAGAAUAUACACUGAUACAGUUUUGUGUCUUCACUAUGUUAUUUUGCCAAAACCACUUCAACAUCCCCAAGUCUCAGCUUGAAUUUUGGAAAAUAAACAUACUUUUGUCUUGUUUUCCUUGCAAGAAUGCUGUACAGAUUGACUAAGUGCAUAGAUGUACAGUAUUUGAAACCUUAUAUCAAUAUAAUGCAUAUAAGCCUUCUUUUGGUCCAGUGACAGUGCAAAUUUGCAAUAAAAGAAGACUAGUCCGUAAAUCAAAAAAGCAAAGAUAACUCAGUAUAUUUCUUCAGAAAGUGUCAAAGGAAAAUCAUUCAAAUAAACACGGGAGAAUUAAUUCCUUUUUGCCCAUCUAAAUAUGUCCACUAAUAUUACAAAAGAAAUAUAAUGUUUCUGGUAUCUGUUGCCCAAAAAACAAAAAAAUUUUCUAGUAUUCAUGCCUUGGUUUAAGACAUUUUAAUUCUAUAAUAAAAAAUUCAUAUCUAAGGCUACUUGAAAAACAGAUCCUGUGGUUAUGUUUCCUUCCUCCUGUGAAAAAUUCUUUUACUUUACAUUUCCUCAGAAACUUUCUUCUGGAAAAACUUGACAUUAAUUCCAUUAAUGUCCAAAUUAAUGGCCCAUUAAUUCCAAAAGAUUUCUCCUGCUUUUUUACUUUCCUAUUCUAACACUCAACAUUAUCAUCAGCAUCUGUAUGCCAGGCUCAUGAGAAGUCAUUUCAUGUAAUCUAUGAAUUCUAGGGAUAAGACAACCAAGGCUUAAAGAGUUACAAAAAUUCUCCAUUGUUGGAAUGAGGUUUUGAACUUAAUGCUCAUCAGUCAUUUUUAUUCCAACUUCUGUUUGGGUACAUCCUUUUAUCAGCAAUUAAGACCAAUUAACAGAGUCCAUCUCCAAACCAACUCUGUUUGCUCUGUGGAUUAUCUGCUCUAUCCUGUCGCAGGAAACUCUGCCAUGCUGCUGUCGUGAGAAUGCUGCUAUCCCUGUAACCACCAGCAAAUUUAAGGUCUAGCUGCUGCAAGAUCUUUAUUUGAUUUUGCAUGUUUCCUCUCCCACCUCCCUAUCUGUGGCCAUGCAAGUUUGUACCACUAUUUAUCCUUGCCACUUAUAAUUUGCCUUUGUUUUGUGUCUUCCUAAAUAUACUAGAAAGCUAGCAUGUUCAUUCAAUUACAAUUUUGAUUAGUUUUUUAAACAUUGGGACAUUUGUGCCCUAAGAAGUACUUGAGAGCAGUUUUUGGGAAAUCAGUAGUGUUACAAAGAUACACUCACAUUACCGUAUGUUUAUAAAGCACUUUACAUUUUACAGAGCACUUUGAUCCAUCCAUUCUGUUCGUUCAGUGACUACUUUACUCAAUUAUUUAUUGACCACCCACUAGAACCAAGUUACUGUGCUGCAUCUUAUAUGCCGUGACAACUACAAAUAGAGUUCAGAUUUGUAAACUGAUCAUUACAACACAAUGAAAUUGUCAAACACUACUUUGCAAGUAGGCAGGACUGUAUUUCCCUAAAUUUCCUACUUUGAAAACUCUAAAGUAUUUGUCCUGAACAAUGUUGAUGAAAUAUAAUAUACCAUAGCACAUGCGUGCUAUUUGUUGUAUUUUAAAUGAUCUGUUGAUUUCAUGUAUAAGAAAAAAACUUAUUCAAAGGUAUCCCUGGUGCAGAAAACUCACUGGCAAGUUUUUCUAAGCAGAUGCAAUAGUUGAAAUUUUCCUCUCUUGCAUGCCUUUCUUCCAUCGAUUCUGAAUUGUGAGCCUCAUUAUUUUCAGGCCCUCAGAAGCACUGUAUCAAAGGAGCAUUUGCACUUUUAAGUGGGUAUGAUUCUUACAUCAUUUAUUAGACCAUCUCAGGUUUUCUCAAACUCAGCACUAUUGACAUUUUAGCCCUGAUAAUUCUUUGUUUGAUGUGGAGGAAGUGGUUCUCUGUAUUAUACUAUGUUUGGUAGCUUUUAUGGCUUUCCCUGACUACACAGUAGAAUACACAUCCUGUCUUGUUAUGACAACCGAAGAUGUCUUCAGGCACUGCCAGUGUUCCCUUGAAUGGAAAGGAUGAGAGAAGAUUGACCAGACCCACCCCUGGUUAAAACCACUAUGCCAAAAAGGGCCAAAAUAAUUUUUCAUUCUGUUGUCAUUUGAUCAUCAUUGCAGGGACCUGACAAUAAAGUCACACAUCUUCAGCAUCUCACGGAUUUGCUUUGGGAAGUUACUUCUGUCACUGCACACAUUAUAAAAAUUUUGUUUCUUAGUCUUUGUCUCAGUGUAUAUAGAAGUUGAAGCUGAGUACACCUAAUUUUGUCUCAUUGAAUACUGUAUUUCUAUUUUUAAUUCUGGAAAUGUUUCUUAGUCACAUAAUCAGAAUAUUCUCUUUUAUUAUCCAUUCAGUGCUAGGCAUAUAGCAGUAGUAGUAAGGUUGAUUUGUUUCAUUAUUUUUCUAUGGGAAAAAAAGAAAAACCUUGACUAUCCAAAAUCAUUGAAAAUUGUAAUGCAGAGUUGGAAUACUUUUAAACUACCAAGCCAAAGUUUAUAUUCAUUUGAUGUGCCUUAUGUCAGCUUUCCUGUAGUACCGGCGAUUUCCUGUGGACAACUCUGAAUCCAAUUAGUUAGUACUUGUCUCUGUUUUUUGCACUGACUGAAAAUAUUGAUGAAGUUAAACAAAGACAGUCCCUUAAAAAUAUCCCCAAAUCAACAGCAAACUGGAUUAACAGGCUUCCGUAUUCCUUUACUGAGACCAACUCAGACUUCAAAAGCAUUCAUAAUUACUUACUACAAAUUUACUUAUAUGGAUACAAAAUGAAAACAUUCACUAUAAAGUCUAUGACUAUAGAUUAUUAAAAAGUGCACCCAGGGAAAAUUCUUGUAAGAAAACAGAAAAUUUCAAUUUAGCAGACCCUCAAAUGUUGGUAUAAUUUUCUACUCUAUCAACCUACUUGGUAUCAUUUCUUAAAAUUUUAAGUAAGCUGAUUCUUUAGAUUCAACUUUAGAAUGGAUCUGUCUUAAUUAUUGCCUGGCAUAAGUUUUAUACCAUCCAGUGCUCAUCGCUCUUAAAAUGGUUGUUACAGAGAAGCAAAAAUGGUGACUCAAAAAGCACAUAAUUUCUUGAGUUUGAUUUUGCAUUGUAACUUGAUAGAAUACAUUAUCAUUGACUUCUUGUUAACAUAUUCUUAUGAAUAACCAAAGAAUGCCCAGAAAAGUUAGUUAGUUUUCCACAGUGAAAGAUUCUAUGUUAGUUUAUACAGCCAGGAUAAAAGGCUGGAAAAAAAAUAAAUGCAAACCACAAACUUGGAACUCAACUUUAUCUGAUUUAUAAUUUUACUAACAUUUAAAAAUUACUUGUUUUAUCCCCUGGUAAAGUAAAAUUUUAAAAAACUUGUCAGAUAGUGAUAUUAUAUUCAUUUUAUUCUAGUUGAAAAAUUUCAGUGACUUUCAUCUGUCUCUCUGAUAUUUGGAUUUUUAACAGCAAUCUCUUUUCCAUGGCAUUAAAAAUACAUAUAUUCAUGAUUUUACUGAAAUCUCAUAACUGAUCACACAGCUGUAAACUUUUUGUAUCUAUCAAAUAAAUACAUAACAUGAUCAAAUUUUACAAGUUUGCUGUAUUGCAGGUGAUACGAGCAUAGUGGUGGAGAAACAAAGAUGACUUGUUAAAAAAAAAAAAAAAAAAAAAGAUAAAGUGCUAAAUAUAUGAUCCGGCAGAGUUUUUAACAUCUUCAGAAUAUUCGCUAAGGAUCAGUUCACGUUCAGGACACUGGACACGCAGAUAUGGAGCACAUAUUUGUAAGUGAUGCUAAAAGACAUGUGACAUGCAGUACAGAAUGUGUCCAAUUAGCCUAUGACCCAGCCACUGGAUCUCUUCUAUGGCACCAGUCUUGAUGCCACUGAAGCCCUUGAUCUAGAGAACUGGAUUACUUAUUCUCAAAAAGAAACUUUCCAUUUAUUUCCCUCUAAUUUAAAAAAAAAAAAAACAUUAUCAUAUUCGUUGGUUUCCUUUAGCAGAGACCAUGAGCCAAGCAACCACACAAAGGCAACAAAAUAAAAUAAGAUUAAUUUCCCCAAGGGAUAGAUAAGGGUACUUUCAUCUGUGAGCCCAGAACUGCGUCUCUGUGAAGUUUGAUGAUCUCAGGAUCCGAGCCACAGUGCCAUUGUCUAGACAUUGCAGUGAUGUCUGCACAACAUUUUUAAAGUAGUUUGAAGGAAAAACACUCAUAUUUAUAGCAGGGAGGAAAAAUCAAGUGUCUUCAAUGCUCCUGUGAAAAGAACAUUAGGAGAAAUCAGAGCAACUCCUUGCCAGAAAAUGUUAAAAUCAUUUUAGGAAAUCAAUUUAGCGUUUUUAGACACAGACAUCUUGUGUAUGCUGUAACCCAGUCUUGCUCGGGGUCCUCGCCUAGCAGUGGUGCGAGUCUUUUUUUGGUCUCAGCUGCCUGAUUUGAGGCGUUUGGACAGCGCCUGGGAAGUACAUUAUUUCCAAGGGAAAAAAGACAGUCUUUUUCGCAUGCCAGCCGGGAUCAUGGGAACUUCGAAUGCCAGGAAUUUACUCCUGUUUCUGGUAAUUUUGCUCGUAGUCAUUUGAAAUGUUGAAGGCUGAAAAGAGAAGGCUCUAAGCAUCGGAGCGGGGCAGGAGGGAGGAGGGGGCCCUGCACGUUUUCUGCCAGUUGCUCUAUUGCACAGAAUAUUCGUAAUGCAUUUGGAAGCGCGUAUAAUUGUACUCUUUGUCAGAAUUACAAAGCUCGCUGUGGCACUGCUAAGAGAACACUGAGGAAAAUCUGACCCUACGAAGCCCAGUCAACCCCAAACAAAAAGGAAGCCUGUGUGGAGGGGCACGGCACAUCGCCAGUCCGUUUCUCACUAUUUCUGAAAGCUCGGACCACCCAACCAAGGAUGUGUCUGUUUUCAGGUGAAGGUUAAUUUUCUAAAAGUUUUUCCAAAACUUCAAUAAUACAAAGCUUGGAAAACCGAGCACUCUGAAUUUCUUCCAGUCCUCUGGGCAUCAUUCCUAUUCCCUCUGCUGUGUCAGUGAGCUAGGCCAAGGCUGCCUUCUGUCAUCUCCAGUAACACACAUACUCCUCCGCGACCUUACUGCGAAUGGACCUGAACCUGCAAGUGUAAAAACGAUUGCAUCUGAAUGUGCACUGAUGGUGUGGGAGAACAAAAGCCCUUGAUUGGAAUCUUUUCAAAUUUUAAACUAUUAUUUUCACUGAAAGUUUGAUAAUCUAAGUUCAAAGGUGUUUCCUUGCAGCCAUUAAUUGGCCACUGAGUUAACCUUUUAAAGGGGAUCCCUAUGCUUGCAAUAAUUCAUUGAUGCUUUCUUCACACAGCUUCUUAAACUAAGAUUUUCUGCAAUGACUCGGGUUCUGCAUUCUGUGUGUAGGAAAUCUUUUUUUUUCUUAAUAAUUAUUUGAUGAGAAAUCCAAUGUAAUGACUGUCACCAAGACACAAUACUUGUCUGAAAGUCUGGAAACUAGUGGUGACCAAACGUUACCUGUUUUCCUGCUGUCAAUUGCUAUUUUAAAAAUUAAAUCAUGGUUUUUCGCUUUCAGUUGGAAUCAACAAAUGUGGGAUAUUUGAAGGGGGAGAAGGGCGCUAUUUGUGUAACAGUACUGUCAUAUUUGGCUACAUAUUAAACAUAAUAAAUGAGCAUUUUGUUUUAA